UCACACUGAGGCAUAUCAAAACGAGCGGAUAGUGAGGAGUGAGUGGUCUGUGAUUGCUGCACUUUGUUGUGUCAAAUCGCCUUCAGGAUGGUCUCAUCUUAUCCUUUACCGGAGGGCUUCUCCGAGUUUGAUGUGUUCUCCCUGGGAUCUUGUCUGCUGGUGGAGGGUCUGCUCGGAUUCUUCCUAAAUGCGGUCACAGUGGUUGCUUUCCUCAAAGUCAGAGAACUGCGGACCCCCAGUAAUUACCUAGUAUUCAGCUUGGCACUGGCUGAUAUGGGCAUCUCCAUGAACGCCACCAUUGCCGCUUUCUCCAGCUUCCUGAGGUACUGGCCGUAUGGCUCUGAUGGAUGCCAGACUCACGGUUUCCAGGGCUUUGCGACAGCGCUCGCCAGCAUCCACUUCAUCGCCGCCAUUGCAUGGGACAGAUAUCACCAGUACUGCACAAGGACCAAACUACAGUGGAGCAGCGCCAUCACUCUGUCUAUAUUUAUCUGGCUGUUCACUGCCUUCUGGUCUGCCAUGCCCCUCAUCGGCUGGGGAGAAUAUGACUAUGAGCCACUCAGGACCUGCUGCACUCUGGACUACAGCAAGGGAGACAGGAACUAUGUGUCCUUCCUGAUCCCCAUGAGCAUCUUCAACAUGGCCAUCCAGGUGUUUGUUGUCAUGUCCUCUUACCAGGCCAUUGCCCAGAAAUUCAAGAAGACCGGAAACCCCAGGUUCAACGCUAACACUCCUCUCAAGACCAUGCUGUUCUGCUGGGGCCCCUACGGCGUCCUGGCUUUCUAUGCCGCUGUGGAGAAUGCCAACCUGGUCUCUCCAAAGCUCAGGAUGAUUGCUCCUAUCCUGGCCAAGACCUCUCCCACCUUCAACGUGUUCCUGUACGCCUUGGGAAAUGAGAACUACAGAGGAGGCAUCUGGCAGUUCCUCACCGGGGAAAAGAUUGAAGUGCCUCAAAUUGAGAACAAGUCCAAAUAAACUAAGCAUGUAAUAAUUACACACACUCA
Messenger RNA from Myripristis murdjan (pinecone soldierfish), 1004 nucleotides. It is a transcript of the gene rgra, whose product is annotated as retinal G protein coupled receptor a. The transcript is spliced from 7 exons. The record is from RefSeq and is a predicted model, not a curated record. Gene Ontology annotation, biological process: G protein-coupled receptor signaling pathway; phototransduction; visual perception. Gene Ontology annotation, cellular component: membrane. Gene Ontology annotation, molecular function: G protein-coupled receptor activity. Bases 88 to 975 code for a protein of 295 amino acids. Lineage: Eukaryota; Metazoa; Chordata; Actinopteri; Holocentriformes; Holocentridae.